AUGGCCACCGUUCAGCAGCUGGUAGGAAGAUGGCGCCUGGUAGACAGCAAAGGCUUUGACGAGUACAUGAAGGAACUGGGAGUGGGAAUGGCUCUGCGGAAAAUGGGCGCAAUGGCCAAGCCAGAUUGUAUCAUCACUUCUGAUGGCAAAGCCCUCACCGUGAAAACCGAAAGCACCUUGAAAACAACACAAUUCUCCUGUAACCUGGGAGAAAAGUUUGAAGAAACUACAUGUGGCCCUUUAAUAUUCAUGUGUGAUGUGGGUGAGCAGGAAGAAGUGACGAAGCUGGCGAACUGGUUUAAACAGCUGAGUGACAAGCUUUUGUGA
Elephantulus edwardii (Cape elephant shrew) is the source of this 327-nucleotide messenger RNA. It is a transcript of the gene FABP5, whose product is annotated as fatty acid binding protein 5 (psoriasis-associated). Gene Ontology annotation, cellular component: cytosol; nucleus. The record is from RefSeq and is a predicted model, not a curated record. Gene Ontology annotation, biological process: fatty acid transport. NCBI's taxonomy places the organism in Eukaryota, Metazoa, Chordata, Mammalia, Macroscelidea, Macroscelididae. Gene Ontology annotation, molecular function: fatty acid binding. Bases 1 to 327 code for a protein of 108 amino acids. The transcript has 3 exons.